UAAACUGUUGCUGUGUAUGUCUUCUCCUUCGAUUCCUCAGAGUCUUUUGCUUCUGGAAUUGUACGCGCAACAUAAAAGAGAGAGAGAGACACAAUCAUUUCGCACGGGGGCGCAUUUUAGCACUCGGCUCUCCUAUGUUGCGCUCUGGUUCGAUUCGGGCGGAUUCCUUCCCUCGAUCGCAUUGUCGCUCCUCUCCGACCGGCGAAUUCUGAUCGGCGAGCCGGAGAAGUCGGUCCCGCCGCUUCCAUUCGGGCUUUCCUUUGCGGUUCCUCUGUGGCGGACUCCAGCGGAACCCUAGCGUUCGCCGUCGUCUCCACCCUUCGGUUGCUGGGGCGGCGGUUCGGUUCUUCUCCCGCCGAGUGAAGAUGCGAUGGAUUCUGCGGUUCGCCGCCCUCUUCUCAUUCGCGAUCGCGAUCGUCCUCCUCUCCCCUUCCUUCCAGUCCUCCCCUCCCGCUGAGGCCAUCCGCUCCUCCUCCCAUCUCAGCGACCGCUUCUCGUUCCGGCGAGCCUCCGCCUUCCGCAAUGCCGACGGGUGCCGCUCCGCCAACUCCGGCGAGAUCGGCAUCUGCGACCCGAGCCUCGUCCACGUGGCGAUUACGCUCGACGUCGAGUACCUCCGCGGCUCGGUCGCCGCCGUCCACUCCAUCCUGCAGAACGCCCGGUGCCCCGAGGACAUCUUCUUCCAUUUCCUGGUCUCCGACACGAGCCUCGAGGGCCUGGUUCGUUUCGCCUUCCCUCAGCUGAAGUUCAAGGUGUAUUACUUCGAUCCGGAGGUCGUGCGCAACCUGAUCUCGACAUCCGUGAGACAAGCGCUCGAGCAACCGCUCAAUUACGCCCGGAAUUACUUGGCGAACCUGCUGGAGCCGUGCCUCAGCCGAGUCAUCUACCUCGACUCUGACCUCGUCGUGGUGGACGACAUUCACAAGCUGUGGUCGACGAGCCUGGGUUCGAGGACGAUCGGCGCGCCGGAGUACUGCCACGCCAACUUGUCGAAGUACUUCACCGCGAGGUUCUGGUCGGACGGGCGAUUCUACGGUACAUUCGCCGGGAGGAGGCCGUGCUACUUCAACACGGGAGUAAUGGUGAUAGAUCUGGCUAGGUGGCGUCGGUUCGAGUACACCAAGCGGAUCGAGCGGUGGAUGGAGGUCCAGAAGAGCGAGCGGAUCUACGAGCUCGGGUCGUUGCCGCCGUUCCUGCUCGUGUUCGCAGGUCACGUGGCGCCGAUCGAGCACCGGUGGAACCAGCACGGGCUCGGCGGCGACAACGUGAUGGGGAGCUGCCGCGACCUCCAUGCCGGCCCGGUGAGCCUCCUGCACUGGUCCGGAAGCGGCAAGCCGUGGUUCAGGCUCGAUUCUAGACGGCCGUGCCCGCUGGACGCUCUCUGGGCACCCUAUGACUUGUAUGGUCACUCCCGUUGAAGGGCCAGAGAGCGAUUCUACAGAGGACAGGAAAUUCAAACUACUCGCCGUGUGUGUGGAAAGUGAAACCUGGCAAUCAGUGAUCUCUCUCUCUCUCUCUCUCUCUCUCACGCUACUGAUAAGAGGCAAUAUACAAUUUGUGUGAAACGUGUAGAGGAAGGAGGAGAAGAAAAGCAGCAGCAGCAGCAGCAGAAGAAGAACAAAUCAAACGAAAUGAUGGGGAUGGUGGUCGUGAGGUGGGGGGACCCAGAUCUCACUCUACUUUGUUCUGCCCCGGGAGCAUCCAAAGUAGUAAGUUUUGCACUAGCGUUGAUCCAAAUGAAGAUGUUAUUGAUGAUGGUCAGCGAGAGUCGGGGAAGGUGGGGACCGAUUCUCCGUGGUCCGUGGCACCACUCCAACACGUGGCCAGUUGCUCGCGCUGAUGCAAGAAGAGGAUGCGGAUCGACGACUUUGGGCGGACGCGAUCGGUCACCUCCAUCUCUAUCUGGCUCUCUCACACUGUUCCGUGUUUGGUUCGCGUUCUCCAUUUCUUUAUUAAUGGGGUUUUCUUCGGCUUCCUAACACUUCGUUUGGUUUGGCUCCUUCUGCGUGUCCCAUCUCUCUCUCUCUCUUUCGCUGUUCAGCUGCUAGGUGUGCUCUUUCUGGGCGAAACGCGAUUGUGAUAAUGAUUAGGACCUAGCAACCGACACUGACCCUUGUCGCUAACCCUUUUUCCUCGUUUGUUAAACCAAAUAUAAGGAGACAGGCCCGCUGUCGCCAGUUAUUCUAAUCAAUGUGCUCAUUGCUUUGUUAA
Molecule: messenger RNA, 2211 nt
Organism: Rhodamnia argentea
Lineage: Eukaryota; Viridiplantae; Streptophyta; Magnoliopsida; Myrtales; Myrtaceae
Product: probable galacturonosyltransferase-like 7
Exons: 2
Coding region: 366-1418 (350 amino acids)
Cellular component (GO): Golgi apparatus
Molecular function (GO): glycosyltransferase activity
Source: RefSeq, a predicted model, not a curated record